UGUGUAGUAACAGACAGCACACCCACUGGUGCAGACACUUCUUCUCCUUGUUCGCAGCGUUUUCAUGACUGUAGAGAGAUUUGGACGCACAGAGUUUGGAAUAUUUUUCUUUGCAUGUCAUCAUGCGCUGGUUGCUUGCUAGAUACUGCGGGCUUGCACUGAUCUAUCUGUCAGUGGCCCUGAAUGAAGCCCAAGUGCUCACCCAGGUACCCCGGUUCUAUGGUGUGAAAACCAGGCAAACUGUGUAUAUAUACUGUGAGAACUAUUCAAGGCUGCAAGGUGAGGUGCAGUGGUACAAGACCAAUGUGGAUGGAAAAGAAGAAAAACAGAUUACGCAAGGACCCAGGACUGAGCUUCGUACAGGCGUAAAAAGCUGUCUUCAACUCAUGGAUUUGAACACUGAAGACAGUGGAGUGUACUUCUGCAGGAUAAACAAUAUAACGGGACCUGGGACUGGACUGCAAGUUGUCAGAAACGUGAACGUUCGUGAGGCUCUGUACAGAAGCAAGAUGAAGGAUGGUCUCAUGGUCUUCCAGGGCCUACUGCUGGCUGUGUGUAUUGCUGCUGUACUUCUACGCAAACACAGUCUGCUCAAAGAGAAGGACAGCAUAUAUGAGGAGCCCGAAACUGAUCAUAUCUAUGAGGGCCUGGCAAUUGAGACGUGUGGAGGAGGUCUGUAUGAGGAACUGUCUGUGUACACCCAGGCUGAAGGAGGUGAGGCCCCAUGGGAGUGAGGCUGACAAAAUUUGACUACUUUUCACCUCACCACGUCGACAGCCUUCUCACUUAUAAGUUGUACAGUUAAAAUAAUAGUUUGAGUCUUUAAUGCUCCUGCUCAGAUUUGGAUAUAUCAUUUUCUGCUUUGUUUAUAAAUCUGCAUACAUAAUCUACAAAAGCGGUUCUCAACCUGGGGUCCAGGGACCCCCAGGGGUCCUUGAGGGGGUUCCAGGGGGGUUCCAGAAAAAUGUUUAACAUUUUAAUUUCACUAUUAUUUCAUUGACUAGAAAUUAGCCCAGUGAAUGAAUGUAUAAGAAUGACUAUUCUGUUAAUAGGUUUCAUACUCUUCACUCAUUAAUCUGCCAAUAUACAGUAUAGACAGUUAUGGAAUGACUUAACUGGGAUCUUAACUGGGGUCUCUGGGAUCCCCAUCUGAUAAGAUGGGGAUCCCAGAGACUACAUCUUGUCAAAUAUGGGUCCGCAGCCUGAUAUGUAUCAAUCUGGGGGUCCUUGACACCAGAAAGGUUGAGAACCACUGCUCUACAAUGCUUCCUAUAAGCUAGUGCUGUUGAUUUUACGCUAUUCAGUAACACUGCAUUGAAUUAAUCCGAUGUGAUCUGAAGUCCACUGAAGUGUAAAUGAACCACUCGACAACACAAUUCAGACUCGACAGCUGAAAACUCAGCUGACGUUUUGGUGCUUCAAGAGGAUUUUAUAUAAAUUGUAUUGUGUGUGAUUUUAUAAUGACUUCUCUGACUUGAAAAUGUAAUGUCUAUAUUAUCUUGUAUUCAUAGUAGGUGUAAGAACAUGCUCAUCAUAAAAAAUUUUGAGAGGUUUUAUCAUAGAAAAAGGACCUACAUGUUCCUGUUGUUUGCUCUGUAAAACAUCUGUGUGCCUUUUGUGUAUGUAAUAGGAAUGAAAACAAUAAAAACAUUUCCAUUUGCUGGA
This is a messenger RNA of Thunnus maccoyii (southern bluefin tuna), 1665 nucleotides long. RefSeq names its product CD79b molecule, immunoglobulin-associated beta (gene cd79b). Gene Ontology annotation, biological process: B cell receptor signaling pathway; B cell differentiation. The record is from RefSeq and is a predicted model, not a curated record. Lineage: Eukaryota; Metazoa; Chordata; Actinopteri; Scombriformes; Scombridae. Gene Ontology annotation, cellular component: external side of plasma membrane; B cell receptor complex. The coding region runs from base 123 to 734 and encodes 203 amino acids. The transcript is spliced from 5 exons.